Vidua macroura (Pin-tailed whydah) is the source of this 3732-nucleotide messenger RNA. It is a transcript of the gene GRM5, whose product is annotated as glutamate metabotropic receptor 5. The coding region runs from base 1 to 3732 and encodes 1243 amino acids. The transcript is spliced from 10 exons. Gene Ontology annotation, biological process: G protein-coupled glutamate receptor signaling pathway; trans-synaptic signaling by endocannabinoid, modulating synaptic transmission; regulation of synaptic transmission, glutamatergic. Gene Ontology annotation, cellular component: postsynaptic density membrane. Lineage: Eukaryota; Metazoa; Chordata; Aves; Passeriformes; Viduidae. The record is from RefSeq and is a predicted model, not a curated record. Gene Ontology annotation, molecular function: adenylate cyclase inhibiting G protein-coupled glutamate receptor activity; G protein-coupled receptor activity involved in regulation of postsynaptic membrane potential.
AUGGUCCUUUUGCUGUUCCUUGCAAUCCUGCUGUUGAAGGAAGAUGUCUGCGGGAACUUUGGGCUUUUGGUUUCAGCACAGGCAAAUGAGCGAAGAGUGGUUGCACACAUGCCUGGUGAUAUUAUCAUUGGAGCUCUAUUCUCUGUCCAUCACCAACCAACUGUUGACAAAGUCCAUGAGAGGAAAUGUGGAGAGGUAAGAGAGCAGUAUGGUAUUCAGAGAGUGGAGGCAAUGCUACAUACCCUUGACAGAAUUAAUUUGGACCCCACACUGUUGCCAAAUAUAACAUUAGGAUGUGAAAUAAGGGACUCCUGCUGGCAUUCUGCUGUGGCUCUUGAGCAGAGCAUUGAGUUUAUAAGGGACUCUCUUAUUUCUUCGGAAGAAGAGGAAGGGAUGGUGCGAUGUGUGGAUGGAUCAUCAUCGUCUUUCCGCUCCAAGAAACCCAUUGUUGGUGUCAUUGGGCCUGGCUCCAGCUCUGUUGCUAUCCAGGUCCAGAACUUGUUGCAGCUUUUCAAUAUACCUCAGAUUGCUUAUUCUGCCACAAGCAUGGACCUAAGCGACAAAACUCUGUUCAAGUAUUUUAUGAGAGUGGUGCCAUCUGACGCACAGCAAGCAAAGGCGAUGGUGGACAUCGUCAAACGCUAUAACUGGACCUAUGUUUCCGCUGUACAUACCGAAGGAAACUAUGGUGAAAGUGGGAUGGAAGCUUUCAAAGAUAUGGCAGCCAAGGAAGGGAUCUGCAUUGCACACUCCUACAAGAUCUACAGCAAUGCUGGCGAGCAGAGCUUUGACAAGCUGCUGCGAAAGCUUCGGAGCCACCUGCCCAAGGCAAGAGUGGUUGCCUGCUUCUGUGAAGGCAUGACUGUGAGAGGCCUCUUGAUGGCCAUGAGGCGCCUGGGACUAGCUGGAGAGUUUUUGCUGCUAGGCAGUGACGGCUGGGCAGACAGGUACGAUGUGACAGAAGGGUACCAGAACGAAGCUGUUGGUGGGAUCACGAUCAAGCUGCAGUCCCCAGACGUGAAAUGGUUUGAUGAUUACUACCUACAGCUCCGGCCAGAAACAAAUCAUCGGAAUCCAUGGUUUCAGGAAUUUUGGCAGCACAGAUUCCAGUGCCGGUUGGAAGGGUUUCCCCAAGAGAACCCUAAAUACAACAAGACCUGCACAAGCCAGAUGACUCUGAGGACACAGCAUGUUCAGGACUCCAAGAUGGGUUUUGUAAUCAAUGCAAUAUACUCCAUGGCCUAUGGGCUCCACAACAUGCAGCUGUCCUUGUGCCCAGGCUACGUGGGCCUCUGUGAUGCCAUGAAGCCCAUAGAUGGUCGGAAACUCCUGGAAUCCCUCAUGAAGACUAACUUUACUGGGGUCUCUGGGGACAUGAUCUUAUUUGAUGAGAAUGGUGACUCACCAGGAAGAUAUGAAAUCAUGAAUUUUAAACAAAUGGGGAAGGACUACUUUGAUUAUAUCAAUGUUGGCAGCUGGGACAAUGGUGAGCUGAAAAUGGACGAUGAUGAAAUAUGGUCAGAGAGAAGUAAUAUCAUCAGAUCUGUGUGCAGUGAACCCUGUGAAAAAGGCCAGAUAAAGGUGAUCCGUAAAGGAGAAGUGAGUUGCUGUUGGACCUGCACUCCAUGUAAAGAAAAUGAAUAUGUCUCUGAUGAAUACACAUGCAAAGCCUGCCAGCUUGGCUCCUGGCCCAACGAGGACCUCACAGGUUGUGACCUCAUCCCAGUCCAGUAUCUCAGAUGGGGCGAUCCUGAACCAAUUGCAGCUGUUGUUUUUGCAUGCCUGGGUCUGUUGGCCACACUGUUUGUUACAAUUGUGUUCAUAAUGUACCGUGAUACUCCAGUGGUCAAAUCAUCCAGCCGAGAACUUUGCUACAUCAUUCUGGCCGGCAUCUGCUUGGGUUACUUGUGCACUUUCUGUCUGAUUGCAAAACCUCAACAGAUUUACUGUUACCUUCAGCGUAUUGGCAUCGGCCUAUCGCCAGCUAUGAGUUAUUCUGCUCUAGUAACUAAAACCAACCGCAUUGCAAGAAUCCUGGCUGGAAGCAAGAAGAAAAUCUGUACAAAGAAACCUAGGUUCAUGAGUGCCUGCGCCCAGCUGGUUAUUGCAUUUAUCUUGAUAUGUAUACAAUUAGGCAUCAUCGUUGCCCUCUUUAUAAUGGAGCCACCAGAUAUAAUGCAUGAUUACCCAAGCAUCCGAGAGGUCUACCUGAUUUGUAACACCACCAACUUGGGUGUUGUGACUCCCCUUGGAUAUAAUGGGUUAUUAAUUUUGAGCUGCACCUUUUACGCAUUUAAGACAAGAAAUGUCCCAGCUAAUUUCAACGAAGCAAAAUAUAUUGCCUUCACCAUGUACACCACCUGCAUCAUUUGGCUGGCUUUUGUGCCAAUAUAUUUUGGAAGCAACUACAAGAUAAUCACCAUGUGUUUCUCAGUGAGUCUGAGUGCCACGGUGGCCCUUGGCUGUAUGUUUGUGCCCAAGGUCUACAUCAUCCUCGCUAAGCCAGAGAGGAAUGUGCGCAGUGCGUUCACCACAUCGACGGUAGUCCGCAUGCAUGUAGGAGAUGGAAAGUCAUCUUCAGCUGCCAGCCGCUCCAGCAGCCUGGUGAACCUGUGGAAAAGAAGGGGAUCAUCUGGUGAAACACUUAGGUACAAAGGCAGGAGACUGGCCCCCCCGCACAAGUCGGAAAUAGAGUGUUUCACCCCAAAAGGGAGUAUGGGGAAUGGUGGGCGAGCUACAAUGACCAGUGAAGAAUCUGUUUGCAUUCCAGACUGUAAUCGAUCUGAGUCAAGUAGAGAGGAGAAAAAGGUUCCUGUUAAAGAGGAUGCCCUGACAGUCAAAAAGACUGGAAACUGUGUCAGUCUAAUAGUUCCACAGCAAGACUGUCAGCUGCAAGACCUACUCAAACACUCAAACGGAAAAUCAGUUUCCUGGGCCCAGAAUGAGAAAAGCAGCCGAGGAGCACACCUUUGGCAGCGGUUGUCAGUCCACAUCAACAAAAAAGAGAACCCCAACCAAACUGCGGUGAUCAAGCCUUUUUCUAAAAGCACAGAUAGUAGCCGACACAGUAGCAGCGCUACAUUUCCCGAGGCUAGUGCCAAAACGCUUUAUGACGUUUCGGAAGCUGAAGAGCAAUACCCAGCUCAGUACCGACCACAGACUCCCUCGCCAAUCAGUACUUUGAGCCACAGAACUGCCUCUGUCAGCCGAACAGAAGAUGAAGCCCCUACCUUGCAGUCAGAACCUCCUCAGCGAAGUAGCUCCUCUCAAGGCUCCCUCAUGGAGCAGAUCAGUAGUGUUGUUACUCGCUUCACAGCCAAUAUCAGUGAGCUGAACUCUAUGAUGCUUUCGACAUCUACUCCAGGGACAAUGGGGGCUGCUCCUCUCUGCUCUUCAUACCUGAUUCCACGGGAAAUCCAGCUCCCUACAACAAUGACCACGCUUGCAGAGAUCCAACCGCUUCCUGCCAUUGAAGUCAAUGGCACUUCACAGUCUGCUAGGAAACCUUCAAAUGACAGCAUUAAAGAAGGCACUUCAGAGACCCCAACAGCCAAGCAAGAUCUGGAGGAGCUGGUAGCUUUAACUCCUCCUUCUCCUUUUAGAGACUCCAUCGAUUCUGGAAGUGCAUCUCCCAGCUCCCCAGCUUCUGAAUCAGCUCUCUGUAUCCCGUCCUCUCCCAAAUACGACACACUCCUCAUCAGAGAUUAUACUCAAAGUUCUUCUUCGCUGUGA